AGUUUAUCUUAUAUUUAUGACUAAAUAAUCUAACCUAAUCUAACCUUACCUGACUCGAGUCAUAUAAAUUUCGCGCCAGUUUUCCGUCGUGAUUCUUUUCUACAUAUAUUUUGAUUGACUAGAUCUUUGUUGAUUUUUGUUUAAGCUAAUAACACGCACAGUUUAUGUAUUUUUUUAAUGUACACUGGUAAUAUUAUUUCAAAUGAUCUUUAAAUAAACAGGAAAUCUGUAAUAAUAACUUAACAAUUCCAAGUGGUAUAUGUAUAACCUUAUAUAGACAUAUACACAUUUGUGUUAAAAAUAUUACAAUGGGUGAUGUGUCAGAUUUACUCGAUUUAUUACCAGUUUAUUAUUCAAGAUUGUUUCCAUUUGCUGAUUAUUAUAAGUGGUUAAGUUAUGGAAAUGCGGCUAUGUUUAGCAAGAGAGAAUUUUCUUUCACACUUUCAGAUGAUAUUUAUAUACGUUAUCAGUCUUUCAAUGAUCAGAAGGGACUGUCGGAUGAAAUUAAGAGAUUACUGCCACAUAAAAUUGAUAUAGGAGCAGUUUAUAAUGUCCAACCAAAAGAUCAAAGAAGAGGUUCUAAUUUUCAGCCAAUAGAGAGAGAAUUAGUAUUUGACAUAGAUAUGACUGAUUAUGAUGAAGUAAGAACAUGUUGUAAAGGAGCAGAUAUUUGUAGCAAAUGUUGGAAAUUUAUGUCACUUGCUUGCAAGAUAUUAGAUAGUGCAUUGAGGUUGGACUUUGGAUAUAAACAUAUUUUGUGGGUUUUCUCUGGCAGAAGAGGUAUUCAUUGUUGGGUAUGUGACUCCGCAGCUCGCACUUUGUCAGGACAAAUACGAGCGGCGGUUGCCGAAUAUUUACAAGUUAUAGACGGAGGUGAAUUUAUGAAAAAAAAAGUACAUCUUGCAGGCGAUAAAAUUCACCAUUCCAUUAAGCGUGCUCUUGAUAUCAUUGAUCCUAUCUUUGUUGAAAUGUGUAUUAAAGAGCAGAACAUAUUGGGUACAGAAGAAGGAAUUGAAAAGUUUCUUCCAAUACUGCCUAAUGAAGAAGAUAGGCAAGAAAUGAAGGUGUUGUUCAACAAAGAGAGUACCAGUGAAGCAAGAUGGCAUGUAUUCGUACAAUAUAUCGAAUCUAAACGAACAGAGGGAGACCGAAAAUGGUACUUAUAUCGUCACUUAAUAGAGGAAGUAAAAUUACAGUAUUCAUACCCAAGAUUAGACAUAAAUGUGAGCAAAGGCUUAAAUCAUUUACUAAAAUCUCCUUUUUGUGUUCAUCCGAAAACUGGCAAAAUCUGUAUACCGUUCAAUGCGAAUGUAGUGGACAAAUUUGAUCCUGACAAAGUUCCUACAAUAAUGACGUUGAUAGAAGAGAUCAACGCAUACGAUCUACGGGACAAAGCUGAAGAAGAAACAUACGAUUUAAAUAAAAAACGAAUAAAAGAUUAUAAGAAAACAAGUCUGAAUAAAUCAUUGCAUAUUUUUCAGGAAUUCUUAAGACACUUGGAAGCUGAACGGCGGGACCAGAGAUUAAAAGGAAAACUUUCAGCUGAUAGCAUGGAAUUUUAAGAAAUUUUAAAAAUGAUAAUACUCUUUUUCUCUCUUUCUUAUCAUUCUUACAUUUGAUAUAAUAAUAUUAUUUAUAAGAUUAAAAUGUACUUCUGUAAAAAUGAAAAAAGAAAAAAAUAUUUUUUAUA
Cataglyphis hispanica is the source of this 1690-nucleotide messenger RNA. RefSeq names its product DNA primase small subunit (gene DNApol-alpha50). The record is from RefSeq and is a predicted model, not a curated record. NCBI's taxonomy places the organism in Eukaryota, Metazoa, Arthropoda, Insecta, Hymenoptera, Formicidae. Bases 309 to 1562 code for a protein of 417 amino acids. The transcript is spliced from 7 exons. Gene Ontology annotation, cellular component: alpha DNA polymerase:primase complex. Gene Ontology annotation, biological process: DNA replication, synthesis of primer.